This is a messenger RNA of Melanotaenia boesemani (Boeseman's rainbowfish), 3149 nucleotides long. It is a transcript of the gene vill, whose product is annotated as villin-like. Gene Ontology annotation, biological process: actin polymerization or depolymerization; cytoskeleton organization; actin filament severing. Gene Ontology annotation, molecular function: phosphatidylinositol-4,5-bisphosphate binding; actin filament binding. Gene Ontology annotation, cellular component: cytoplasm; actin cytoskeleton. The record is from RefSeq and is a predicted model, not a curated record. Lineage: Eukaryota; Metazoa; Chordata; Actinopteri; Atheriniformes; Melanotaeniidae. Bases 112 to 2820 code for a protein of 902 amino acids. The transcript has 21 exons.
UUUCAGCCAGCAGAAUUCUUUUCACUAUUUACCUUUAACCUUCACCUGUCCCUUCAAGGGAUAUGUCUGGACCAAAGUUCACUACAUUGCUCAUGUGAUAUUAUUUUUACAAUGGAGUCUAGGACUGAAUGGAAAAAUGGAGGACCAUGGUUGAAGGAGACUUCCAGGUCUUCACUUCAUCAGACACAACACGAGUUCAGUAAAAUGAUGAACCAUGACACUCCUGCUGCUUUUAAAAAUAUCAGUCAAAAGCCAGGCCUGCAGAUAUGGACCAUCAAUAAAAUGCAAAUGGCGGCUGUGCCAGCUAAGGCCUUUGGUAACUUCUUUGAAGGAGACUGCUACAUUGUUCUGAAUAUAAGCCAGAAUAAGGGCUCAGUCCAGCGCAGUGACAUCCACUACUGGAUAGGACAGUCCUCCUCCCAGGAUGAGCAGGGUGCUGCAGCCAUCUAUGUCACCCAGCUGGAUGAAUAUCUGGGUGGGAGUCCAGUGCAGUACAGGGAGGUGCAAGGCUGGGAGUCAGCCCAGUUCAAGAGCUACUUUAAAAGUGGCCUGAUCUACAAGAAGGGUGGAGUGGCCUCAGGUUUUAAUCAUGUUGACACGAACGCCUACGAUGUCCUGCGACUGCUGCACGUCAAAGGGAAGAAGAAUGUCACAGCUGCAGAGGUUGAUGUUUCAUGGAAAAGCUUUAAUAAUGGAGACAUAUUCCUUUUGGAUGUUGGGAAGAGUAUUGUGCAGUGGAACGGCCCUCAGAGCAACAGGAAAGAGAAGCUCAAGGCAGUCCUGUUGGCUCAGGACAUCCGGGACAGGGAGCGAGGAGGCCGCGCUCAGAUUGGAGUUGUGGAAGGGGGAAACGAGCGGGACUCCCCCGAGCUGAUGAACAUCAUGACAGCUAUACUCGGCCCAAAGCCCAACCACCUGCGGGAGGCUGUUUCUGAUGAGAAACAUGACCAAAUGCAGAACAACAGCGUCAGGCUCUACCAUGUUUUUGAAAAUGCUGGCAAUCUAGUGGUGCAAGAAGUGGCCACGCAGCCUCUAACACAAGAUCUGCUGUCCUCCUCUGACUGUUACAUUGUGGACCACAAAGGCUCUAAUGUGAUGGUCUGGAAAGGCAAACGGGCCUCAAAAGUGGAGCGGCAAGAAUCUCUGAACAGGGCCCUGGGCUUUAUCAAAGCUAAAAACUACCCACCCAGCACCCAGGUGGAGGUGAUGGCUGAAGGAGGAGAGUCUGCAAUGUUUAAACAGUUGUUCAAAACAUGGAGAGAUGAGGGGCAAACUCAGGGUCUGGGUAACACCCACAGUGUUGGAAAAAUAGCGAAGGUUAACCAAGAGAAGUUUGAUGUGAAGGAGCUCCAUGCCCAUCCUGAACUGGCAGCACAGCACCACAUGGUGGAUGAUGGUUCUGGGGAGGUUCAGGUGUGGCGCAUUGAGAAUUUGGAACUGGCUGAAGUGAACCCAAAAACAUAUGGACAGUUUUAUGGAGGAGACUGCUACUUGGUGUUGUAUACAUAUCAAAGAUCAAGACAACAGCAGUAUGUGCUCUACAUGUGGCUGGGACGUCAUGCCACUCAGGAUGAGAUCACAGCAUGCGCCUUCCAGGCUGUAAAUAUUGAUAACAAGUACAAUGGCGCACCGGUCCAGGUCAGAGUGGUCAUGGGAAAGGAGCCUCGCCACUUCAUGGCUAUUUUCAAAAGCAAGCUCAUCAUUUUUGAGGGAGGUACAGGUCGUCCUGGUGGAGUAAGCACUGACAGCAGUUACAAGCUCUUCCAGGUGAGAGGGACCACUGAGUAUAACACCAGGGCCAUCGAAGUGCAGGCAAGAGCGUCGUCUCUCAAUAGCAAUGAUGUGUUCGUGUUGAAAACUCCUCAGUCAAGCUUCCUGUGGUACGGAAAGGGCUGCAGUGGGGAUGAGAGGGUGAUGGGGAGAGCUGUGUCUGAUGUGCUGUCUAGGCAGGACAAGCAGGUGGUGAUGGAGGGCCAGGAACCAGUUGAUUUCUGGUUAGCUUUGGGUGGGAAGGCCCCCUACGCCAGUGACAAUAGGCUGCACAGGGAGGAGCCGCUUCACAGUCCGCGGCUGUUUGAAUGCUCCAAUCAGACGGGUCGGUUCAGAAUGACCGAGGUGUAUGACUUUGACCAGAGUGACCUGGAUGAAGAUGAUGUCAUGCUGCUGGACACCUGGGAGGAGAUUUUCUUGUGGGUUGGAAACUCAUCCAACAAGUUUGAGAUCAAUGAGGCGUGGACCAGCGCACAAGAAUACCUGAAGACCCACCCAGCGCACCGCGACCUUGAUACACCCAUCAUCUAUAUCAAACAGGGAAAUGAGCCACUCACCUUCACAGGCUGGUUCAAUGCAUGGGAUCCUCAUAAGUGGAGUGGAGGAAACUCCUAUGAGGAGAUGAGAAAAAAGCUGAAUGAUGUAGCAUCUGUCUCACAGAUCACUGCAGACCUGAGCAACGCUGACUUGAAUAAGAGCCCUACUGGGACAUUUGGAGGUGGUUACAGGGCUCCUGGAGGCCCCAUGACCUCCCCACCACCAUACAAGACCCAUGGAAGUUAUCUGUCCCCCACAUCCCCCACUCUCACCAGCCCACUUUUCCAAAAAGUACCACCUUCCUUCAUUGGUGACAGCGGGUCCUCUCUGGACCCUAAGCUCCUUGUUAACAUACCUGCCAGUGAACUACCAGAAGACGUGGAUCCCAGCCGCCGAGAGGACUACCUCUCUGAUGUGGACUUCAGGGACCUGCUCGGCACAAGUCGCUCUGAGUUCAGGGACCUGCCAAAGUGGCGCCAGAAUGACCUGAAGAAGAAAGCUGGGCUCUUUUGAGGAGGGUCACAGAAGCUCUGCCACACGUCUCUCAGUGUAAUACUGAGGAAUCAUUUCCAACAAUGGCACCUUGCUAUUAAAAUUAGAGUUGUUUAUUAUAAAAUAUAUUUUUAAGAUUUGCAAAGUUUAUUGAUUACAAAUGUAACAGAGAAUUCACUUUUUAAUACGAGUUAUGAAAACAUAAUUUCAAGGACAUGACUGACUAAUGAUUUUUUUGUAAAUGCAAGUGCUUCUUAUUUAUCUCAAUAGAUAUUUUCAUGUUGAUCAAGUUUCCUCUGGAUUUUAUGAUCAUACCCCAUGAAUCACUUAUGUAAUGAAUAAACACAGAA